This is a messenger RNA of Euleptes europaea (tarantolino), 2731 nucleotides long. It is a transcript of the gene VLDLR, whose product is annotated as very low density lipoprotein receptor. Gene Ontology annotation, molecular function: protein binding; calcium ion binding. NCBI's taxonomy places the organism in Eukaryota, Metazoa, Chordata, Lepidosauria, Squamata, Sphaerodactylidae. The record is from RefSeq and is a predicted model, not a curated record. The transcript has 19 exons. The coding region runs from base 1 to 2661 and encodes 886 amino acids.
AUGCUGCGAACUUGUGGUGCGCGGAGCGGCGGCAGGCGCUGCGCGAUGGACGCUUUCUCCCGGUGGGGGCUCGGGCUUCUGGUCGCUUGGGCUUGCCUGCAGGGAGAGCGCUGCUGGGUGCGCGGUGCAAGAGUAAAAUGUGAAGAAUCUCAGUUCCAGUGUAAUAAUGGUCGCUGUAUAACUCUGGUGUGGAGAUGCGAUGGGGAUGAGGACUGUUCUGAUGGCAGCGAUGAGCUAUCCUGUGUGAAGAAGACAUGUUCAGCAUCAAAUUUUGUAUGCAACAGUGGGCAGUGUAUACCAAACAGAUGGCAGUGUGAUGGAGAUCCUGACUGUGAAGAUGGGUCUGAUGAAAGCCCUGAGCUGUGCCACAUGAGAACAUGUCGGCUAAGUGAAAUCAGCUGUGGUGCUCGAUCAACUCAGUGUGUCCCAGUGUCCUGGAGAUGUGAUGGUGAAAAUGAUUGUGAUAAUGGUGAAGAUGAAGACAACUGUGCCAAUGUAACUUGCAGUGCAGAAGAAUUCACGUGUGCCAAUGGGCAAUGUAUCUCCAAGAACUUUGCCUGUAAUGGUCAAGAUGACUGCAGUGAUGGUAGUGAUGAAGUGGACUGUGCACCACCUACCUGUGCACCUAAUAUGUUCCAGUGCAAAAGCACUACCUGUAUCCCAGGUAACUGGGUAUGUGAUGGUGAUGUAGACUGUCCUGAUGUGUCGGAUGAAUCUCUAGAGCAGUGUGGCCGUCCACCUCUCCAUUCUGCAACAUGCAGCCCAAAUGAAAUGCAGUGUGGGACAGGGGAAUGUAUUCAAGGCAAAUGGCGUUGCGAUGGGGACACUGACUGCAAGGAUGGAAGUGAUGAGAUCAAUUGCCCUUCUCUGACAUGUAGACCUGACCAAUUCAAAUGUGACGAUGGCAGCUGUAUCCAUGGUACCAGGCAAUGUAAUGGAGUAAGGGACUGUGUAGAUGGCUCUGAUGAAAUAAACUGUAAAACAGCUGUCCAGUGCAGUGGACCUAAUAAAUUCAAGUGCAGGAAUGGGGAGUGCAUAGAAUCCAGCAGGGUAUGUGACCAGCAACUAGACUGCCGAGACUGGAGUGAUGAACCACUGAACGAAUGCAAUGUAAAUGAAUGCCUGGUGAACAAUGGUGGCUGCUCACACAUCUGCAGAGACCUGCCUAUUGGUUAUGAAUGUGACUGCCCUGCUGGAUUUGAGCUAAUAGACAGAAAAACCUGCGGAGAUAUUGAUGAAUGCCAGAAUCCUGGUAUCUGCAGUCAAAUCUGUAUAAACCUGAAAGGAGGUUAUAAAUGUGAAUGCAGCCGUGGGUAUCAGAUGGAUUUGGCUACUGGAGUGUGUAAAGCUGUUGGAAGAGAACCAUGUCUGCUAUUCAGUAAUCGCCAUGACAUCAGAAAGUUUGGCCUGGAGAGAAAUGAAUAUAUCCAGAUUGUGGAAAACUUAAGACAUGUUAUUAGUCUGGAUGCAGAUAUGACAGAGCAUAAACUCUUCUGGGCAGACUUUGUGCUGAAGGGUGUCUUCAGUGCCUCCGUUGAUUCUCAUGACAGAGUCGGCAAGAUCUUUAGGACCACGGAUGAUGUGCAGAGUCCUGGAGACAUUGCCAUUGACUGGAUUUAUAAGAACAUCUACUGGAUUGAUUCCAACUCAAUAUUGGUGGCUAACCUUCUUGGUACAAAAAGGAAGAUCCUGUUUGACACAGAUUUCAAAGAGCUGGCCUCAAUUGCUGUGGAUCCUCUUUCUGGCUUCAUGUAUUGGUCUGAUUGGGGUGAACCAGCCAAAAUUGAAAAAGCAGGGAUGAAUGGUCUUGCCAGGCAGCAGAUUGUAACAGCAAUCGAGUGGCCGCUUGGGAUAGCACUAGAUCUUGUAAAGAAUCGUCUCUACUGGGUUGAUGCUAAACUGCAUACACUGUCCAGUGUGGAUAUGAAUGGCCAAGAUCGUAGGGUUGUGCUGCAGUCUCAUGAAUUUCUUGCUCAUCCCCUUUCUCUGACAAUAUUUGAGGAUCGUGUCUUCUGGCUCGAUGGGGAAAAUGAUGCACUGUAUGGUGCAAAUAAGUUCACAGGAGCUGAAGUGGCAACGUUAGUAAACAACUUGAAUGAUGCUCAGGAUCUCAUAGUGUAUCAUGAACUUGUGCAGCCUACAGGAAGGAACUGGUGUGAAGAGAGUAUAGCAAAUGGAGGCUGUGAAUAUCUGUGUCUGCCUGCUCCCCAGAUAAAUGAACACUCUCCAAAGUAUACAUGCACAUGCCCAGUUGGAUCUGCACUACACGAUAAUGGAGUAAGAUGUAGAGUUUCAGGUGCAGGAACUACUGUGACUUACACUGAGGCAAAAGACAGCAGUACAACAGAAAAACCACUUGAACCCCUUUCUGGAGGACAAAAUCUGACUAGUCCAAUGUCAGAAGAGCUAGCUUCUGCUAGAAGUUCCUCAGCAGCAUGGGCUAUUCUUCCUGUAUUAUUGUUAGCAAUGGCAGCAGUGGGUGGCUACUUCAUGUGGCGUAACUGGCAGCACAAGAACAUGAAGAGUAUGAACUUUGACAACCCAGUGUACUUGAAAACAACUGAAGAAGACCUCUCUAUAGACAUUGGAAGACACAGCAGUUCAGUGGGACACACAUACCCAGCAAUAUCGGUUGUAAGCACAGAUGAUGACUUGUCCUGAGUCCUCCAGUAAUCGCCUCCCGAUCUGUACCUUUUUGGAUGGUAACCAGGCCGCUGGCUAAACAGGUCCC